AUGACAAAGAGUGUUGCUUGUUUAUUUAUGUAGCAUGAGGAUUGUUGUGCCUGAAGUAUAAACUCUGUUUCAUUUUCUCCUUUGUAAAAAAGUAAUUUGCGGUAUUUUUAAGGAUAUGAUAAACAUAUUCAAGAAGUAUCUAGCAAACAGUUAACUGCAGUUGACAUGUCGAAAACAAAUGGCCAUGCAGAGAGUGGUAUUGCUGACAGUGUCGACGACAUACCAAUAGAGGGUGAAGACGGUAUAGAAGAUAUCGCUCAGUUGGACAAAGAACUUGACAAAUUAGACUCAGCUCUAGACAAAAUCGAAAACUGGAGUAACUCUCUGCAAGGAAAAGUUGCAGAGUUUUUAAAAGAAUCACGGGAACAAAACCAACAAGCUCGGGAAGAACACGGUAAAACGCAGAAAACAGAAGAAGCGAAGACGAACAAAGAAAAGAAAUAAAUAAUCCACAUAUAGAUAAUAUUUAAUACGAAUUAUUUCAUACGCACUAAUUUAUUUGUUUUAGAAGAUAUUAAUUUUAUUCCCAAUAAGUCAAAUUUCUUUUUUCUUCCAUAAUAUUCCUCUAAUCAAAAUAGAAUAUUGAAAAACCCUAGCAUGAUAAUAAGCAUCAUAUUCGCGACGAACUGUGAGAAGGCAUGCGAUUUUAUUAACGUCCUUCUGAAAUGAUACAAGAAAAAUGGACGUUUUAUAAGAUUUCGUUUUCAUUAGUAAGAUCAACUACAAAAUUAACGAAUUUAAAAAAUUUAACUUUUAAUUGUAAUAUUUACAGAAAAGUGUUUUUAAAGAGAAAAUAUAAAUCAACAAAAA
Hydractinia symbiolongicarpus is the source of this 810-nucleotide messenger RNA. RefSeq lists its product as uncharacterized. The transcript has 3 exons. NCBI's taxonomy places the organism in Eukaryota, Metazoa, Cnidaria, Hydrozoa, Anthoathecata, Hydractiniidae. The coding region runs from base 166 to 444 and encodes 92 amino acids. The record is from RefSeq and is a predicted model, not a curated record.